CACAAUCACGAGGACCAGUGACUAUUCCUCUCGUUGUCGCAGAUCGUUUCAGCAGAAUCAGUAGAAGGGAAAGAUGUUCUUCAAACAGCUCUUGAUCUUCGCGGCAGUCGUUGGAUACGCGGCUGCGGAAGUUCCUUCUUACUUUCAAAUUUGCGGCGCAAGGAAUCCAAAACUCGAUGACUGCGUCAUCGAGAGCGUGGCUGCCCUAACCGGAAAACUUCGCGAGGGAAUUCCGGAUUUGGAUAUCCCUCCAUCAGAACCAUUGAUUAUCAGUAAGGUGGUACUUGCUGACAUACCCAACUUUCAGGCUAUUGGAACGAACAUUAAGCUUCGUGGAGUCUCCAACUAUCACAUAAAUCAUCUUCACGUGGAUCUUAAGAAGCAGCAAAUAGACAUCGAUGUCAAUUUCCCAGAAAAUCGAAUGGAAGCUAUUUACAAUGUUACUGCAAAGAUCUUGGUGCCUAUUGUGGGGCAAGGACCAAUCUAUUUAUCUGCUAAGGACGUGAACGCAAAGGUUAGAAUGAACUACAAAAUAGUGGAGCACAAAGGCAAACGAUACAUGUACUUCCCGUCGAUGACGACACGUCUGACCGUGAAAGAUUUCGACGUUAAAUUCGAGUUGACCAACUUCGACAAAGCUCUGCAGCAAGCAGUCAGUCAAGCGUUGGGUAACAGUCAUCAGGAAAUAUUGGACGCCACCAAACCUAACAUAGAGAAAGCCAUUUCUCAAAGAUGCUUGGAAAUGGCCAAUAAAAUCUGCAAGCAUUUCACUUACGACGAACUCUUCCCUGAUCGAGAAUAAACACUUGCGAAAAGGAAAGACAAGCUGAACCUGAUGGCUGAUACAUU
Habropoda laboriosa is the source of this 849-nucleotide messenger RNA. RefSeq lists its product as uncharacterized. The record is from RefSeq and is a predicted model, not a curated record. Bases 74 to 802 code for a protein of 242 amino acids. Lineage: Eukaryota; Metazoa; Arthropoda; Insecta; Hymenoptera; Apidae. The transcript is spliced from 3 exons.